Messenger RNA from Tetrahymena thermophila SB210, 879 nucleotides. RefSeq names its product Fe-S protein assembly co-chaperone HscB. The record is from RefSeq and is a predicted model, not a curated record. Gene Ontology annotation, molecular function: ATPase activator activity; protein-folding chaperone binding. Gene Ontology annotation, cellular component: mitochondrion. Gene Ontology annotation, biological process: protein complex oligomerization; [2Fe-2S] cluster assembly. The transcript is spliced from 4 exons. NCBI's taxonomy places the organism in Eukaryota, Ciliophora, Oligohymenophorea, Hymenostomatida, Tetrahymenidae.
AAAUAAACAAAUAUUAAUAAUAUUGUAAACUGCAAAAAAGUAUAUUAAGAAAAAACAAAACAUUCAAUUAAAAAACAUAAAAUGAUUUAAAGAACACUCAAGUCCAUUUUGAGAAAUAAGGGGGUUCCUGCUUAACUCCUUUUGAUAAAACCUUAUCAAUUUAAUUUUAGCACCGUUAAAACAGAAAUGAAGUAAUAUAAAGCCGAUAAAAUAAUUCGCGAUACAAAUUCAUAAGUCAUCUAUGAUAUUUCUAAGAAUCAAUCUGAAUGUUGGAAUUGCAAUUCUCGCAACUUUUAGUCUAAUCUUUUUAUUUGUGGUUCUUGCUAGCAUUUACAAGACCCAUCAGAGAGUAUAACUUCAAUGAAUUAUUUCAAGUUAUUUGAAAUGAAUUUAUCAUAUGAAAUCGAUCACUAGGAAUUAACAUUACGCUAUAAAGAUUUGUAAAAGAGUUUUCACCCUGAUAAGUUUUAUGGCUUAAGAAACCCUAAAAUCAUCAAAUUUAGUGAAACAUAUAGCACUUACAUCAACGAAGCUUAUAGUACACUCAGAGAUGAUUUAAAGAGAGCUGAAUACUUAAUUGACCUACUCACUCAUGGCUAAAAAGCAGAUCUAGAGAAUAAAAUCGAUGAAAAUAAGAAUUUUUUGCAUGAAAUUAUGAUGGAAAGAAUGGAAAUCGAAGAAUGCGAAACAGAGGAAUAGCUUUAAGAAAUAUAAGAAAGGUUGCUUUGCUAGUAAAAAGAAAUAAAUUCCAAAAUAGAUAAUUGUUUAAAAUAAUAAGAUUAUCAAAAAGCAACUGAAUAUUUAGUUAGAAUGAGAUAUAAUUAGUCUUCUUAAUAAUCUAUUAAAUCUAGAUGUGAACAAAUGAUUCACUAAAAAUGA